This is a messenger RNA of Hibiscus syriacus, 636 nucleotides long. RefSeq lists its product as uncharacterized. The record is from RefSeq and is a predicted model, not a curated record. The transcript is spliced from 2 exons. The coding region runs from base 1 to 636 and encodes 211 amino acids. Lineage: Eukaryota; Viridiplantae; Streptophyta; Magnoliopsida; Malvales; Malvaceae.
AUGGCUAGUCAAUCUGAUUCAUUAAGAUCUUUAGAAAAUCAAGUUGGUCAUCUAGAAAAUACCUUGAGUAAUAGACAACAAGGAACUCUUCCCAACGAUACUGAAAAUUCGAAGAACAAUGGGAAAGAACAUUGCAAAGCCAUCGCCACUAGAAGUGGAAUACGGAAUGAAGAGCCAUUAAGGGAACCUAGAAAAAAGAUGAGGCUGCUCCAAAGUAUGCCACAACAACAGAAAUUGCCUCCACCUUUUCCACAAUGCUUUAAAAAGAUAAAUGAGGAACAACAGUACAAAGCCUUCAUUAAUGUACUUCGUCAACUUACCAUCAAUAUUCUGUUUAUCAAGACAUUAAAGCAAAACCUGCACUGCAUCAAAUUUAUGAAAGAAGUGAUAUCGAAGAAACAACGACUAGGUGAAUUUGAAACUGUUGCUCUGACUGAAGGCUGCAGCGCCAUGGCUACAAGUCAAUUGCCACUGAAAUUUAAAGAUCCAGAGAGUUUCACUAUUCCUUACGAUAUUGGUGAUACAUUUGUAGGAAAAGCUUUAUAUGAUUUAGGUGAUAGCAUAAAUCUAAUUUCUUUAUCCAUUUUAAAGAAAUUUGGGAGCGGUGAAGCAAGACUAACUACUGUCACGCUGUAG